Molecule: messenger RNA, 2016 nt
Organism: Anolis sagrei ordinatus
Lineage: Eukaryota; Metazoa; Chordata; Lepidosauria; Squamata; Anolidae
Gene: SLC30A7
Product: solute carrier family 30 member 7
Biological process (GO): zinc ion import into Golgi lumen; intracellular zinc ion homeostasis
Cellular component (GO): Golgi apparatus; cytoplasmic vesicle; membrane
Molecular function (GO): zinc ion transmembrane transporter activity
Source: RefSeq, a predicted model, not a curated record
UGGGUCCGCUUUUGCCGGAAGUGGCUGCUGGCGGAGAGGGCCGGCUCCUGGGCGCGCGCGAGCGAGCGAGCGAGCGAGCGAGGGCGGCUUCCUGGCCGAGAAGGGGCUGCGAGGGGCUGCCGGACAGACGCUCCCGUCCCUUCUUCCCCUCAUCACUCUCACGCCAGGCCCGGCCUUUCCCUCCGAGGGAGGCGAAGAUGCUGCCUUUAUCCAUCAAGGACGAUGAGUACAAGCCGCCCCGGCUCAACCUGCUCCGCAAGGUCUCCGGGUGGUUCAGGUCAAUCCUAUCGGACAAGACGUCCCGAAACCUCUUCUUCUUCCUUUGCCUCAACCUCUCCUUUGCUUUCGUUGAGCUGCUGUAUGGCAUCUGGAGCAACAGUUUAGGUUUAAUAUCAGAUUCAUUUCACAUGUUUUUUGACUGUACAGCUCUGUUAGCUGGACUGGCAGCAUCUGUCAUUUCAAAGUGGAGAUCAAAUGAUGCUUUUUCCUAUGGGUAUGUUCGAGCAGAGGUGCUAGCUGGUUUUGUAAAUGGUCUGUUUCUGAUCUUCACAGCUUUCUUCAUUUUCUCUGAAGGUGUUGAGCGUGCGCUUGAGCCUCCAGAUGUGCAUCAUGAAAGACUCCUUCCAGUUUCUAUCCUUGGUUUCCUUGUAAAUCUUGUAGGAAUUUUUGUGUUUCAACAUGGUGGACAUGGCCACUCCCAUGGCUCUGGACAUGAACAUAGCCAUUCAUUGUUUAAUGGUGCUUUAAGCCAUGGUCACAGUCAUGGAGGUCAUGGUCAUAGUCAUGAUUCCAAGCACGGGCAUGGUCAUGGACAUUCUCAUAGUCACAGCCAUGGGCAUGGGCAGAGUGAAGAUUACUGUCAUGAUGAUCAACCCAUUGAAUUGUCUGGUGGAUCCAGCAAGCAAAUUCUAGAAGGUGUAUUUUUGCACAUUGUUGCUGACACACUUGGAAGUGUUGGUGUUAUCAUAUCUGCACUAUUGAUGCAGAACUAUGGUUUAAUGAUAGCGGACCCUAUCUGUUCAAUGCUGAUUGCUCUUCUUAUAGGAGUAAGUGUUGUUCCACUUCUGAGAGAAUCCAUUGGGAUUUUGAUGCAACGAACUCCUCCCUCCUUGGAAGGGGCUCUGCCUCAGUGCUAUCAAAGGGUUCAGCAAUUGCAAGGAGUUUACAGUUUAAAUGAUCCCCAUUUCUGGACCCUCUGUACUGAUGUUUACAUAGGGACUCUGAAACUGUUUGUAGCUCCAGAUGCUGAUGCAAAGUGGAUUCUGAGCCAAACUCACAAUAUUUUUACUCAGGCUGGAGUGAGACAACUAUACGUACAAAUUGAUUUUGCCGCUAUGUAGCGAAUAUCUUGGACGUUUCCUUUGGACCAAAGUUUUUUUUUAGUGCUGUUAUGAUUCAAAACAUUGUACCUUCUUCGAAACAGAGACCCUUUUCUCUCUGCAGCUGUCCAAAAAUGGAAUACACUGCUGCCUUUCGGCUAGAUGUGGAGAAGGGCACCGUCCUGGACUAGUUGGGCUUGACUUUCAGCCCCAAAUUUUUGUGGAUUAUUUGCCGCGUUUGUUCCUGCAGCAAACGUAAUAAUAAUGUGGUACUGCGAUCAUUGGUUAUGCUUUUCGUGAAGCUCCUGAAGUUACUGCUCAUUCCCAUGAAGCCAGUGUUACACAAGGGGAGGGGGGGUUGUGCGCGGAUAAAAACAAAACUUAAUUCUGUUUAUAAUGUCACAGUGCUUUGACAUUCAACAACGUAACUGUAUCUAAGACUGUUUGUACUUUGCAAACUUUAUGAACCAAACCAUAUUGGGUUUUCAGAGUGCCUUUAUAUCAAAAUAUCUGUCAGCACAGAUAUGAAACAUUGGGUUUUUUAAUUAACGUUCAUGGUUACUACUUGUCUCCAGGAGGAUUCUUGCUUUGUGGAUGGUGUAAUGGUGUAUGUUGGAUACCCUUUUAAUGAUUACAUUUUGAACUUCUGUGGAGGCGAUACUUCAAUUUUACAAUACAGAGGAAAAUCAUCACACAA